Molecule: messenger RNA, 1311 nt
Organism: Triticum urartu
Lineage: Eukaryota; Viridiplantae; Streptophyta; Magnoliopsida; Poales; Poaceae
Source: RefSeq, a predicted model, not a curated record
UGCACACACAGCCUGCGCUUUUCUUUUCUUCGCCUUCUCUUCUUCCCCUCUCUCUCUCUCUCUGCUGGCCUGGCAGAUAUUUUUCCUCCGAUGAGAGUAUACAUCUCGGCCUCCGCAUCCCUAUCCCUCCAUCGUCUCCAGGAGGAAGACGACGGACCACCAAAUCCAGCGGAUCUUUUCCCCUCUUCUCCAUCGAUCUGCGUUUCUCCCUGAGAAAAUCGACGGCAAAAAAUAUCCUCGCUUUGAUCUCCGGCGCCGUCCGGCGAGAGUUCUUGGGCGGAGGAGGAGCUCGGGUUCCAUCUGUUCGUCCAACCGCCCGGAUCCAUGGGGGACGUGUCCACGAUUCAACGCCCGCCCGGCGCUGCCGCCAAGCAGGGUGAUCAGGUUGGAGAGCUAGUGUCGGCCGGAUGGACCAACGACACCCACAACAUGUACAUCAGCUCCAUGGAGGCAUCCUUCAUGCAGCAGCUCCGUGGCCAGCAGCAGCACCACCACCACGCCGCUCCUGACAGGAACAUGACCCAUGUGGGUGCUGGCCAUGGGCUCAAGCCACACCAAGAGGGAGCUUCAGAUAACGCCGGGGCCGAGAGGAACGUCUCUCGCUCGCGUGAUGUGGGCGCAAGAGGCCUGCCUGAGGAUCCGUGGGCAAGGCGUUUCAAGCCACGCGAUUCUGCUAUGAAUCGUCGUGGUGAUGGGGUUGGUGCUUCUGAUGGUGAAUCGGGUACUGAUACGGUUCAAGGGGCGGUUCCGAAGCAUGGAAGAGAAGUAGUCAGUUGCGUUGGAGGAAAUCUUGUUGACAAAACCUCAGAAGUCUCUGGUCAAAACUUUCCUGAAGAUGAGGUUCAUUCCGCUGCUCAGCCAAGCAAAUCGUGCAAGAAAAGGAGGCCUGCCUCUUCCACUGCUGCAGGUUCUUUCAUCUCGAUGCUCGGCGACAAGCGGUGGUGAAGGCCUGCGUAUGUGUUCUAGAAAUUCUUGCUGAAGCAGUUGUGAUAGGUGACUGGUGCGGCUGCUAAUCUUUUUAGCUCGUCUGAUAGCUCUCGAUUGGCCUGCCCUUUCGGCGUGAAGGGAAGACAAUUCAUUGGUGAUUUGUGUCUAGUAUCCUCUCUGCAGAGCAUCAGGCUCAAGUUUGCAGAUCUGCGAGAGUGGAGGUGUGAUGUGAUGCCUUGUGGUGGUGUAUUUCUUCAGCAUCUGCUGUCUGCAAGCGAAUCAACGGUUCCUUGCCACGGCAAAAAUGUAUUGGAGAGUUUAUACUUUAUACUACAUUACUUUUGAUGUCACAUGGGUGCAAUAAACUUGUUUGGUUCAGAGACA